AUGCUUGUAAAGUCGCUGGUAAUUAUUAAUCUUGUGCACGCAAUUCUUCUACUAGUUUUACUUGUGAGUAAAAAUACUAUUUCGAAGAUUGACUCAUCAUUUUCAGUCGACUCACCUUCUUAUGUGGCUGAUAUUGGAGCCUUGCGACGCGGUUCUACCGGCGUUUUUGUGUUUUUGUUUCCGUCUUCCACUUAACAUGUGCUUUUUGUGAGUUCAAGCCAGAUCAGGCUUAAAGAAGAAGACAUUUCAACGAUUGUAGAGAGAUUUUAAAAAUUUUCCUACUUUUCAGAAUGAAUGCCUUGUUUUUGUGUGGAAUGAGCAUAGAGCGAACAUUAGCGACUUUACAAAAAACUUCAUAUGGCGAAUAUUCUUCAAUCAGCGGAUUUUUUAUCAUCGGAUUUUUGGUGAGGAUUUUUUCAAAAGUUUUCGUCAUCAGGAACUUUUUCUCUCAAUGCAAAAUGCUUCAAUACUUAGUUGUUCUUCACAGAUGUCUGUUUUCAUGAAAAUAGUUUUAUGGAGAACUUCAGACUAUUCUCGGCUUUUCGUCAGCCGUCUUCUCGCAACGGAAAUACGCUUUCGACAUGCACCACAUCUACUGUUCCGGGGCUUCCAGCGAGACGAUGAACGACUUGUCGUUGGUCAUGACGAUCAUGGGCGUCGCCGAGGUCUUGGCUUUCAUCUACACAGCCGGCCUGUACCUUCUCAAUCGGCGAUAUGUUAAAAUGUAGAUAAUCAUCUCCCAUUUAUGAAGUCCUCAGGGGUUUAUUGCAGAAAGGUCUACGACAACUUGCAACGGCAAAGUCAACUCUCGGAGAACGUGGCCGCACUCGAACUUCUGGUGCCUUGGUUCGCCUUCCACCUCGUCUUCUACGUCUCCUUCAGCCUCAGUGGCGCCACUUUGGCCCGUUUCAAGCCGCUUUUUUCCGAAUUCACCGACUUUCGGGCUUUUGUCUCUAUGGUCUAUGUGAGUGACAAAACUAGAAAGGCUGUAUUUGAUUGAAAUAUACUUUUUGACCUGUAUUAAUCUGAAGAAAUUCUGAUAAUCAGUGUGAUAGCCUAUCAUCAGAAAUAUGAACGUAACUUUUUGAACCAUUUCCAAUUACUUUAGCCAGGUUAAUGUAAACAGAUCGUCACCUGCGUAUCUAAGCGUUGAAAAUUUUUUACUUGGUUAUAUAUCAAUCGAUAAGUAAUGGAAUUUUUGACAUGAAAGAAGUUCUUACUUCAUUUGUUUUUCAAUUUUUGAGCCUUUUUCCAAAUCCUUAUGCGUCUGUGAAAAAAUAAACCAAGGUUCCUUUUUUCCAGACGAUACCCAUUUACACGCUCUUUUCCCCAAUAAUCGUCCAAAGCGUCCUUCGACGUGGCGCUUCUCUUCGAAAACAAAGGGUCCGAAACCUCCGACGCCCAAACCCGAGAGAAAACGACGUCUACUUUGGAAUCUAUGAUCAAAGUUGGAAGUGAUUAUGUGUAAUGCCUGAUGAUGAAAAAGCCGCUAGAAAAGCCAAGGUAGUAUUUAUGCUCUGUUGAUGAUUUCUUCGAAGAGCUCACUCAUCGCAUUGCCAACGCUUGGCCCUCUGUGGCGGUGAUAUGAAUACGGACUUGAAAAAAGACCUACCUUCCACAUAUUUUAUAAGACAUAAAUUGCAUUUUCUCAAGAGAUUUGUACUUAUUUCUAUUCCUACCCCAUACCGGUUUUUUUCUAAAGCUUUAUUCUUCUUCAAUUAUUUUUCUCUGAUUAAUCUUUUUUUCAAUUCAUUUUUUUCGAUUGUGUCUCUCCCAAAAAAAUUACCCCAAGAGCUGAAAGCUGUAAUAUUUCAAAUUUUAUUCGCAUCUUUCUUUUAUUUUUAUGAAACUUUAAAAUUGUAGGAAAUAAAUUGUGUUUUAUCUUUAGGUUGUCUUCUCAACCACUCAAAGUGAAAUGCGCAUUUUUUUUAGGGGCGCAAUUAUCGUUGAAUUCAGAGAUCAGUGCGUUUUCUCAGUUUUUUUUAGAGAAUUAAAAAUAAAUUUGAAUCUGAAAUCCCGAAAAUUUCGGGACUAACUAAAUUUUCAGUUUCAAUUUAACAAUCUUCCAGGAACUAUAGGACCAUCUGAGUGAAAAAUUCAUUUUUUCCUUACAUCACAUGUGAAAAAAUAAGAUUUCACAUGAAAAGAAACUAAACCUUCUCAUGGUUUUCAUUUGAAAAAGGGAAUGGAAAAAAUAUAAGAAAAGACUUAUUUGUAUCUUCAUUUUCAAACAGAACUUAUUUAUACUUUCUUCUGACCCUUUUCAGUUUGAAAAAAAAAAAAAAAUUUAUAUUGGUUUACGAGUUUUUUGGAAAUUGAAAUACUGUGAGCAAACUUAAUUUGUUUUUCGUUUCGAAACUACAAAUUUUCGAUCGAUUUAAAUCAGAUUGUUAUUUCGCAAUAAAAAGCUUUCCAAAAUGAUCUCUUAUAGCCCAGUCCUCAACUUACAAAAAAAAUGAUUGGGAAAAUUGUCUAAUAAUUGUCUAGACCUCAUGAAAACAACACUUCACUUUUUCUAUAAGUUAUGUCCUUCUAGGCUUUAACAAAAAAAUUCUCACGUUGAAAAACCGAUCUUUGGAGUUUGAACGGGAAAUUUUCAAUCCCCCAACAUAUUUUUAAAAAGUAAUUCACUCAUAGCAGAAAGUAUCCGUUUGGCUUUGUUUCAUCUGUGAAGAAGCCUUGCGAAAAACUUCAAAAACUUCCUUCCCUGAAAAUUUUUCUUGUGACAGAAUAAACUGGAUAGAAUAUCGGAAAAAUAAUUCAUUUAUAUAAAAUAUAUUUCAUUUUCGACUCGACUAAAAUAAUCAAAACCCACUGAUAAAUCGUGCAAACCAGGCUUUUUUCUAAUUGAGAGCCAAUUACGUCAAAAUCCUGUUCUCAGCACCUCGUUACACUUUUAUAACACGGUCAAUUAAGUGAUUCAAUCAGCCUGUUUUUCCCCUUUUUUUGUUUUCUGAUUUCAAACAAGCCCAAGCUUUUAUAACAAUCAACUUGCUUCUCGUUCUUCUGCUUGUAGUAUGAUUUUUCUCCUAAAAUGUCCCAUUUAUGAAAUAAUCUGAAAAAGACCUAAUCAAGAAAAUUGAAAAUUUUAGUCUUGAUGUUAAUAUUGAUAAAUAUGACUCAUCAGGAACAGAAAAUUAGAUUUUGCAGAAGCUCCUUUAUUAGCUGCAAAAAAAAUAUUUUUCAUCUUUCUAUGAAAAUAAUCUAGAAUUGUUUUCACCAAACUCAUUGGAGCGAUAUCAAAUAAUAAGAUCCCGAUGAGUAAUCGAUGGAAAUGUCUGGGACCUUUCGAUGAAGGUCAAUAAGAUGCAUGUUUCAGUGCGGAUGGGGAAAACACGCCUCGAAGAUAUUCAGAUUGCCUUCAAGCCUAAAACCUCUUUCUAAUAAGCAAAAAUCUUUCUUUCGCUGAGAUUUUUAGCAAGUUUUCUUCAUAAAAAUCGUGAGAACUUUAUCUUGUGAAUUUUGUUCGAGAAAUUGCUUCAUAUGAGCUUUUUAAAACGCGCAACUUAGGAACUGAAAUGAGAAGAAUGGUGAAUUAGUUCAAAUCAAAAUAAGUCUGAAAUCUUCUGGGAAAAUUUUUAGUGGCUAAUUUAGGGUUCUGAAGUUUUAGUGGUCACUAUAGUAGUCGAAUAGUGGACUCUCAAGUGACUAAAACUUGGUGGAUAUUUAGGAGUCUAAGUGAGAACACUAAAACCCACUGGAGUGACCACUAAGACUCAAUACGGAAGUACAACCAGCCCAUAUGUCACAAUAAUAUCUGAAUUACAAAGAUUACUCUUACCAUCGUCACUCACGCUGCGUGUCCGCGUCGCGGUCAUUGUCCAUUCUCGGCUUCUAAAGUUUUUAAAAAAGCCUAAUGAAAAACUUUGUUCGGCUCGCUUCUUCUUGAAGUUAACCAGUCAAUCAAGAAUAUAAUUCGCAGAGCUUGAUAAGAAAGUUCGGAAAAACUAAAGUUAUCGUUUCAGGUAUGUCGUGCGAGUAUGAAAGAAGCAUCAGCACGAACAUUUAUCAAAUUUCCGCAAUGAUCUACCAAAUAAUAGUUUCAAUAUUGUCCGUAUAUUCAAAUGUUCGUCUGUUCCUGUUUGCCAAGCAAACCUCCUACUUUCACAGCAAUUUCAAGGUUUCUUUUUUCAUUUUAAUUCAGCCGAAUACUUUUAAAUUUCAGUUAUUCGUAUAUUCACUUGUCGUCACUAACAUGAUACACUCCGUCCUACAGAUAGCUCUUUUCGUGAGUAGAAAGUGAAGAAAGUCUUCUUUCAUGCUCUAUUUUUUUUUCAAGUAUGAUCCUCAAUAGGCGGAGUAUGAUGGAGUCAUUGAUGAAAAUAUGUAGAAAUGGGGGAAAAAAAGAAGAAUCAAAACUUUCAGGCGACGCACUUGUUCAUGUGGUUCACUUUGGAUCCUUGCGACGCCGUCCUUCCUGCCUUUGUUUGCUUGAUUUUCCGGCUACCAUUGAUCUCAUGCUACAUGUAAGUGGAAAUACAUUGCCGCAUGUGGAAUGGCUCGGCGGCUGCAAAGUGGUCGAUUGAAGUAUCCGAUCCUAAGCGACUUGCUUUAAUUCGUAUAAAAGAGUAUCUAGUAGCGGAAACUUGCGAAAAAUUGUUUUCUGAAUUUUCAUUAUUGUUAAAAUAUUGCGGUAGAGCCUUUCUGUUUCUACUUGACAUUUUUCGAGUGUCUGCGUCUCUCUUUUCCCUCACCGGAGAGGUCAGAGAACGUGAAACAACACGUCAAAAUGAGAGAGUCGCCGAGAGACGUAGAGGGCUCAUAGAAAAAAAGUUGUUUCAAAUCGCGAAAAACGGAGCAAAAAAAUAUAUGGAAAUUUUGAAAAGGAUUACAGGAUAAGCUCUCUUUUUCUUUGUGGGAUGACCAUUGAGAGGACGAUUGCCACAGUUCUUCAUACGGCCUAUGGUCAAUGUUCGACACUUGGGGGAUAUGUUAUCCUAUUCAUAAUGGUAAGUGAUCAUGUCGUCCUCACAGAAACAUCUGUGAAACUACGUUCCAAUUCUCUGCUAAAUCAAAGAACAAUUAAAUAAUUGUUCGCGAAACUGUUGUUGAUCUAGAGUGGUUUGUAGAACAACUAGAUCUUCUUUUGAUAGUUCAGCGUUCCAACGAUCAGCUGCUUUUAUAUACCUCAUCUGCAACUUGAUAAACAUGAAACUAUUUUCAAGGAAUGGAAAACUUUACAGGCGACGGUGGGCAUAGCAAGUGCCGUAUUCUCACAACGCAACUACAAUUUCGACACGUCCUCGAUCUACUGCACUGGAGCAUCAAAAGAAGUUUUUGACGACAUGAGAACCGUAACCUACGUCUUUGGCGCCGUCGAAGUUCUCGUCAUCGUCUACACCGCCGUCCUCUACGCCAUCAACCGACUUCAACUCAGAGUGUUUAGUUUGAUCGUCUGAGGCGCUUAGAAAGUUUCAACUUCAGGAAGUUCUAUCACAAUCUCCAACGGGAGAGUCAGAUUUCGGAGAACGUCGAGGCGCUGGAGUUGUUAUUUCCGCUUUUUGUCUUCCACUUUUCCCUUUUCCUCGUUUUCAACGGCACAACGUCUCAUUUGGAUUAUAUUCAACAGGCGAUUUCCAAUGCAAUUCUCUUCCGAGCUUUCGUCACCGUUAAUUAUGUUAGUUUCUUUUUUUUUUGAGUCCUGUAAAAAAUAAGAGUGAGAGCUCCCCGCUUUCUUUCAAAAGUUAUUUCUGAAUUUCUGACAUUUUCUAUUCAGAUGAUCCCUAUCUACACUUUGAUAUCUCCAGUAAUCGUGCAAGGAAUCUUGAAAAGAGGGGCCAAUAUUCGGAAAAAGAAGCUCGACGCCGCCAGAAGAGUUCAAGUCGACGUUCGCGAAGUCUAUUUUGGAAUUUAUCAGAAACAUUGGUGA
Caenorhabditis auriculariae is the source of this 5869-nucleotide messenger RNA. NCBI's taxonomy places the organism in Eukaryota, Metazoa, Nematoda, Chromadorea, Rhabditida, Rhabditidae. The record is from the annotation of a GenBank genome assembly.